This is a messenger RNA of Dothidotthia symphoricarpi CBS 119687, 2505 nucleotides long. RefSeq lists its product as uncharacterized. The annotation marks the transcript as partial. The transcript has 2 exons. Gene Ontology annotation, molecular function: GTPase activator activity. Gene Ontology annotation, biological process: activation of GTPase activity. The record is from RefSeq and is a predicted model, not a curated record. NCBI's taxonomy places the organism in Eukaryota, Fungi, Ascomycota, Dothideomycetes, Pleosporales, Dothidotthiaceae.
CGCAUCUUACCGACUCGCGCAGGACCUACGAGUCUCUGCGCACCCAUUAUCUCCGCGCCAUACAGAAUCCAGACGAGUUCGAGUCAUCUGCAGACCCACUGACUGACAACGACGAGGUACAUACAUCUCUUCACGCGGCCCACCCGGAGUAUGCGGCAUGUUGACAAGUGCUAAGCCUUGAAAGUCCCCAUGGGAAGCCCUCCGAGCCGAUGAAACCCUCCGUGCGGAAAUCUUCCAAGACAUUGAGCGUUGUAUGCCAGACAAUGUAUACUUCCGGCAGCCUGCAACUCAAAAUAUGAUGCUGGACAUAUUGUUCGUGUGGUGCAAAAUGCACUCGAAAAUCGGGUACAGACAGGGCAUGCAUGAAAUACUGGCCCCAUUGCUUUGGGUAGUGGAGAGAGAUGCCAUAGAUAUGGCAGGCGCAAAGACCAGUGUCGUCGAUCACACGCUCGCAGACAUUCUGGACUCAAAAUUUAUUGAGCACGACUCACACACCUUGUUUUCGCUGAUCAUGCAGAAAGCCAAGCUGUUCUAUGCUCCGGCGGAGACAGGGUCGACAACGAAUGACACGCCCAUGCUUGCUCGGAGCUCGAAAAUCUUCGACAAGUACCUACCCAAAGUUGAUCCAGAGCUCUCAGCUCAUCUGGUGAAGCUCGAAAUCGUUCCUCAGAUAUUUCUUUUACGCUGGAUACGGCUUCUGUUUGGACGAGAAUUCUCACUGGAUUCCGUCUUCGACAUGUGGGAUGCAAUGUUCGCCAUCGAUUCCACGUUAGAAAUUGUUGAUAUGAUCUCAAUAGCCAUGCUCCUGCGGAUACGUUGGGAGUUGAUUGUAGCUGAUACAAACGAGGCCUUUUCACUUUUGUUGAGAUAUCCCGAGCCAACAGCGCCUGCCUAUUCUUUCAUCAAGGAUGCGUUGUAUCUGCGCGACCAUCUCACCCCACAAGGUGGCGCCGAGAUCAUCACACGAUAUGGAAAACAAGCACCUUUUGUCGAGUCUGAAGCAGCGACAGCCCAUGGUUCUGCUUCGCCUUCGCCAAACUCUACGUCAGGUCGAUCAAGACAGAGUGUGAGAUCCCCAGCGAGCUUUGUGGGGCAGCAAGGAGCCGGGAUUGAAGCCCUACUCCAGGGUGCCGCGAAGAACGUCCUAGAACGUGGGUCUCAAUGGGGCGUUGGAAAAGUCAUCCGGGAUGCUGUCGGUGAAGUGAAGAAGAAUGUUGAGGCUUAUCAGUCAGGCGCUUCUUCCGGACAGGUGACGCCAAGGUCAGGAGGAAGGGAAUUUCGAAAGCCCGCACAGCACGGCACGAGCGCAGACAGCAUGCGACCAGAAUUUCUACGAAUACAUUCGGAAAAUGCCAUUAGAAAGAUCGACGAGUUAGAGAGAAGGAAUAGAAGCUUAGCGAAGAUGUUGGAGACGGCUGUGGGCGAGCUUUGGGAGCAUCACAGGGAGCGGAAUGAAGAAUUCAAGACAAAGAAGGAUGGUGACCGGGGAAAGGAGGCCAUGGAGGUACUUAGUCUCGCCAUCGCAAAGGUGCAGUUUGUGCAGGUUUACUUGGAGGACUCCUCGAUUCCACUUCCUGUCGAAGAGUCGACUGAACAAGCAGCGACGGCAAGAGCAGCUGCAACACUCGCCUCUCCUCAACCGCAGCCACCUCCGUUGCCCGAGCCUACAACCAGCGCGCCUCCAGCACCGAGUUUUUCCAUAACUCCCUCUGAUUCCGCGAAUACCCAAGCAACGGCCAGUUCCACACCCCUUACGCCUGUGCCUUCGCCUCCGCCUGCGCCCGCUCCUGUGAUCAAGCCACAGAUGACAGCAAAUCUCGCACCAAGAUCACGGCCCCAACUGACAUCAUCCAAUUUCUCGUGGAUGCUAGGCGAAGACUCGGCAUCUUCGAAUUUCGCGUCCGGGACAGCACAUACGACUUUCUCAUCAGACGAGAAGAGGCGUAUGAAAGGCAAAGGUUUUCUUUUCGGAGACGAAGACGAAGGUGAAAGCAGCGCAAAGGAAGGGAAGAAAGGUGGUGUGAGCGGGAAGAACGGUUCCAAGGGCGGUUCCAAGGGUGGUUCCAAGAACGGGAAGAACGCAAAGGGAAAACAUGUGCCGGAGACUGAGGUCGAAGAGGAGAUAAUAGAUCUGGAGGACGUCGGGAAGAGGGGAGUGAUUUAGACAUAUAAGACAUACGAUACACGUUGGCGAGUAAGGAGCUGCAUGCAUACUCAUUGAUAGCAGCGCAAGGACCGAGUGGGUACGAUUGAAGUAGUAAAGGCAUGCGUUGUGUUUCUUAGUCUGAUUCACAGGUCAUCAUUCUGGUCUUUCCUCAGCAUGGAGACGGCACAUUCAGAGGCUUUAGCAAGAGCAAUGAUGUUUGAUAUCCAAGGAUUGAUUUUAUGUAUUCCUGGACCCCACAAACGAAUGUGCUGCUUAGAUGGUCUGUACACUUGGCGGUUGAUUGAAAGCUAUCGUUGCUGACGUCGCGCGGAGACUUGUGUCGUGAACAUUGGAUACGA